GCUCAACAUGACAGAAACUCACACUCUGCGACCGCAAAUAUCUUUCCCCAACAAAUACAUGUGACGGAUACGGUUAAAUGAAGAUGUCUCGGGUAGUUUUCUACACCUAUUUAACUCGGUAAAGGCGGAGAAGUGACUUCACCGUGAUUUCAUCCUGACCUGAGACACCUGUUGCUCCACUUUCGACAAACAGGUGUCACUUCAUACAGGGAGCAGCUCCGAGGUCGAGAGAACACCGAAACUCGGGACUAUUUGUUGAUAUAUUUUCUUUAAAAAAAAUAAUUGAAUUUUAUAGUGACAAUGAAAGUCACAGUAACUUUCGGGGACACAGCAGUGGUGGUUCCCUGUAAAGCCGGAUGGACGGUCCGGGAUUUAAUCGACCAAGCCAGCCGGAGAUACCGCAGGAUUUUGGAACAGCAUGGGGAGAGCGCACUGAAGACCCACCGCUUGGAGUACUUUGAAGGAGGGAUCCUAGACAUGGACGACAUGCUGACUGAUCUAGUGGAGGACAGAGACAAGCUGGUGGCGGUGUUCGAUGUCCAGCGCGGGAGACAGACCGACAGCCCCAGAGACACCAUGUCCAACGGCCACUCCAGCUCAGCCCCCAGCCCGGAGCCCAUCCAGUUCUAUCCCCACCUGCAGCCCCAUGAGUCGAACAGAGGGGAGAUCGAAGUCAACGAGGCCAUCCUCAAAGCCAACACACCUCUGUUGGUGAGGAGCAGCAGUGACUCGGCUCUGGCCCCAUCCUUCGAGGCUCCAGCCACGCCCCCACCUGAUGAUCAUGGAAACGGGUCCCCUGAACCGGAAAUCAACCAUGUACUGAAAGGAGCUGUGGAAAGACUGCGCACAGACGACAUCCCUGCCAGCAUGAGCCGGAUUAACUUCAGCACCCACACAAGGACAGUGGAAUUUCAAUGCAACCGGGGGCCUCUGGGUAUCCAUGUUGUCCCCUACUGCUCCUCUCUUAGUGGACGGACGCUGGGCCUCCUCAUUAAAGGCAUUGAGGAAAACAGUCGCUCCAAGAGAGAGAAUCUCUUCCAGCAGGACGAGUGUAUCGUCAAAAUCAACGACACAACACUCCUGGACAAGACAUUUGCACAGUCACAGGAGGUGUUCCGGCAGGCCAUGUCCUCUCCUUCUGUGCAUCUUGAGGUUGUCCCUGUUGCCAACAAGCCACGCUACGAGAAGAGCCUGAUAGGUCAGCUUUUCACUGGCAACGGUAAAGAGCCCGUGUUGAAAGCAAAGAGUCCAAUGGUGGUCCGUGCUAAAACCGACCAGUCCAAUCAGCCAGAACAACUCAGACAAGACUCCAAAUCAAACGCCAGACUAGAAGUGAGACGACCAGACACGCGUGCCAAGACCCCAGAGCCAGCUGCUUUUAACCCACCACCAGCGGAGCCCCAGCCUGGGUAUGGCUCCUUGGAGAGAGUCUCUCCCACACCUCCUGCCAUGGCAACAAACUCCUCCCCAACACCUAGGACCCGAAGCCAGAGCCCACUGACCAGUAAGAGCCCUGUUGUACCUGGCCUGGCCAACCUCACCAGCAAGAAGGGUGGCAAAAGGAUAAAAAUUGAUCUAAAGAAAGGCACAGAAGGUCUGGGCUUCACCGUGGUAACCCGGGACUCCUCGGUCCACGGGCCAGGACCAAUCCUGGUGAAGAACAUCCUGCAGCGCGGUGCAGCCGUCAAAGAUGGCCGCCUGCAGCCUGGAGACCGCAUCCUGGAGGUGAACGGGGUAGACAUGACAGGCCGUAGCCAGGAGGAACUCGUGGCCAUGCUGCGCAGCACCAAGCAGGGAGAGAGUGUGUGUGUGGUGGUGGCUCGGCAGGAGGACAUCUUCCUGCCUAGGGAACUGAAAGGUGAGGAAGCCAGCGGUAAGGUGAUGGAGGACGGCAGGGAGCAGCUAAUGUACGAGGUCCCCCUCAAUGAAAGUGGCUCAGCCGGCCUUGGGGUCAGCCUGAAGGGCAACAAGUCCAGGGAGACGGGAGAAGACCUGGGCAUCUUCAUCAAGUCCAUCAUCCAUGGAGGGGCUGCUUAUAAGGAUGGUCGUUUGAGUGUAAAUGACCAGCUGAUAGCGGUAAACGGCGAAUCGCUGGUCGGACGCUCCAACCAUGCAGCCAUGGAGACGCUGAGGCACUCUAUGUCUUCCGAGGGCAACGCCAGAGGCACCAUCCAGCUUGUAGUGCUCCGAGUCCCCAGACAGCAGAUGAGUAGUGCCAAUCCUGCCACAAGUAACUCUGCAAAUGUCACAGCCGCCCCUCAACCCAACCAUCAAACUGGCUCCAACAAUCAGGAGCCUUGGGGCUAUGAUGCUUACCAGGGGACUCCAGGACCUUCUAGACCCUCAAACACAGAGCCCACAACAAACGGUGGCCGUCACUCUCCUAUGCCGAAUAACAACUACGCAUACAGCGACUCUGGAAGUGCUCCGUAUCCCGCUGUGACCACCAAUGGCAGCUACGAUCACUACGGCAACGACGACGAGGACGGCUUCCCCCCGCCGCCUUCCCCCGGUGCUGUAGAGGAAAUGACUAGAGACUUAGCACUAACUCCACUCCCCAGCGAGUUUGAGAAGCAACCCAUGGCUGCACCUACCUACCCACCGAUGACACCCUCUGAGAGCCCACUGAUCAAACCCUCAGACAACACACCUCGCAACAGAGCGUCCAAGAGCAUGGACUUGGUGGCGGAUGAGAGCAACGUGGGAUCACUGGUGGGGCAGAGAGAUGAGCCUUCAGCUGAUGGAGCGCUGGGUCCCACACUGGGCCUCAAGAAGUCCAGCUCCCUGGAGAGCCUCCAGACAGCUGUGUCGGAGGCCAUGCAGAACCAGGUGCCCUUCCACCGGCCUCGGCCGCACAUGGUCCGGGGGCGGGGAUGCAACCAGAGUUUCAGGUUUGCGAUUGACAAGUCCUACGAUGGACCUUCUGAAGAUGACGACGACCUGUCAGAGCAGAGCUCCGGUCACGAAACACCGGCCAGCAGCUCGUCUCGCCAAGGCCUGGACGCAGAUGACGAAAAGAAGAAGAAGAAAACCAAAGGGAAGAAGAAAGACAAGAAGAGCAAAGGAAAGAAGAAAACAGAGGAUACUGCAGAUGAUAUGGAGAAGAAGACCAAAAAAAAAGGAUUUGGCCUCUUAAGGUUUGGGAAGAAGAAAGAAGACAAGAGCAAAGAUGCAGCUAAAGCAUCCAAAAGCAAGCAGCUGGAGGCCCUGAGUGAAGAGGAGCUGGACAGGAUCCCCGACACCAGAGACGGCAACGAUCCGCGUUACGCCGAAGUCCGCUCGGCCUCCCUCCCCGAUGUAGAAGACGACGACAGUGACCCCAACUAUGCCCGCAUCAAUAACUUCCGCCCACCGCCAUCGCCUCAGUCAUUCAUCAGUCGCACACCCUCCCCCGCAGCAGCAAAAAGGGUGACUAACCAGCUUCAGACCUCGACCGAGGAGCUGGACGGGCUCUACGCCAAGGUCAACAAGUCCAGACCCCCGCCUGCAGAAAGUGAUCAGCGUCUCCAGGGGGUGCGUAGGGAGUACCAGCAGGCCCGAGUGGUUCCAAGCUACGACGAGCUAGACACAGCACGACGCAGAGUCCUGGAGCACGACCCACACCGGACUGCGCCCAGAGGAGCUGAAUCUCGACCCCCACACCACUAUGAAGAUGUGGAUCGAGGGUACCCCACACAAUCCAGGAGGGAUCCAUAUGACUACCCCACUCACUCCAGAACUGCGCCAAGAGAGCCUGUCCCCUACCCCGGACCCUACCAUGACCAACCCGUCUCCAGCCACUCGGGCCGUGUGCCGCCCCACCAGCAAACUUCCAACAAGCCAGGCUACUACCCCUCAUCUCCCCACGCAGGGCAGCAGCACCGUGCAGCGUUAAGGCAGGACGUUCCACCUUCCCCCAACGCAGGCCACAGAGGGCGGCAGUACUACGAAGCCGGCGGAGGGCGAGUUGACGCCUACCGGCAGGCCAGCCCUGGCCGCUACAUCAGCCCAGAGAGGUACCCCGACGCCAGGGAGCGCUACACCAGCCCACAGCGCUACGGCUACGAAGAUGAAAGGCAGCCAAACCGAAGGCGGAAGAACCCCAUGAUAGGUGCUGUUUAAGGUGGUUGUAGUGAGUGACAGCCUGCUCUCAUCGUGCCCCAAAAAUGAUAUGAACUUGAGUCAUUCACACAAUGAGUAUAUAAAUAGCUCCAAAUUCAUGUAAACAUAAUAUCAGCUGUCAUCUAGACUGCCAGUGUGGAUAAAUAAGACUUUACCAUAUUGAUUUAUCUGAAAGAAAUAAGUGACAAGGCGAGAGGCUAAAACAGGGCUUAUUUUCAGAACCAUCUGUCUCCACGGGCCAAGACAGAUUUAACAAGAACUCAUGAGUGUGUUUAUAUAAUCAUGUUUGCAACUCCUCCUGUAUGUUAGCAAGCACAUCGGUGUAUAUAACAGGAUCUUAUUCUGACAUAGAUUUUAUAUUGUAGAAUUGAAAUUAAAUGAAGGGUAAUUAACUUAAUUACACAGACACAUAGAGGAAAUGUAGCACCAUAUGUUGUACAGAAUCACCUCUAUUCCAGCAAGCAAACUGGGCAUGAAGGCAGUGCUAUCUUGCAUUUUGCACAAGCUGAUCAAACUGAAGGAAAUAGAGGAACCACCUUGACCCCCGCCGGACUGCAAUAACACACGAGACACGGGAAGUCAACACCGACAAGCAGGAAAAGGAAACUCCCCUUCAAAGUGUCUUCUUGUCCUUGAUGUUUAGUCGCUCGGACUUCCUCCAUAUCCUGCGAUCACACUUUGGUAUAUUUUUUUGCGUUUUUACCUUUGAUUACUUAGCUGUGGAUGUGGCUGAUUUGAUAUUUGCGUAUGAGAUUAUUUGUUAUUUUUGUGGUGUUGAUAUUAAAGUCUCUAAAUUUUGAUCCACACUUAAACUACAGACUAUGAAAGAUGCCGUGUAACUUUUUAAACACUGUGCAGCUAAUGAAGAAAUAGUUUUAUCCUUUAACAUAUCAUUAAUACACGUCAUUGCACUGAAAACGUAUUAAUGUUU
Scomber japonicus (chub mackerel) is the source of this 5032-nucleotide messenger RNA. RefSeq names its product par-3 family cell polarity regulator beta a (gene pard3ba). Lineage: Eukaryota; Metazoa; Chordata; Actinopteri; Scombriformes; Scombridae. Gene Ontology annotation, molecular function: phosphatidylinositol binding; protein binding. Gene Ontology annotation, cellular component: cell cortex; adherens junction; apical junction complex. The coding region runs from base 301 to 4101 and encodes 1266 amino acids. The transcript is spliced from 24 exons. Gene Ontology annotation, biological process: establishment or maintenance of epithelial cell apical/basal polarity; intracellular protein localization; cell adhesion. The record is from RefSeq and is a predicted model, not a curated record.